Messenger RNA from Dermatophagoides farinae (American house dust mite), 965 nucleotides. Its product is annotated as ubiquitin-conjugating enzyme E2 J2-like. Lineage: Eukaryota; Metazoa; Arthropoda; Arachnida; Sarcoptiformes; Pyroglyphidae. The record is from RefSeq and is a predicted model, not a curated record.
UUUUGAUAAUCAAUAUAAUCAUCAUUAUUAUUAUUUGUGUAAGUCAAUAAUGAACACUGGUGGUGGUGGUGGUGGUCGUAGAAUGGCAACAAAUAUUAACGGUGUACGACAAAAUGCUCAAAAUAAUUCCAAAAAAUUCAUUAGCUCAUGGCGUCGUUUGAAACAAGAUUAUAUGAUGAUAAUGAAAGAUCCAGUACCAUACGUUACUGUAGCACCGUUACAAAAUGACAUUCUUGAAUGGCACUAUGUGAUUCGUGGACCAGAAAAUACUGUAUACAAUGGCGGCAUUUAUCAUGGAAAACUCAAAUUUCCUAUCGAAUAUCCGUUUCGACCACCAUCGAUUUAUAUGAUAACACCGAGUGGCCGUUUCAAGACUAACACUAGAUUAUGUUUAAGUUUUUCGGAUUUUCAUCCUGAUUCCUGGAAUCCAACAUGGAGCCUUUCGACAAUUCUUACCGGUUUAUUGAGCUUCAUGUUGGAAGAACAUAAUGCAGUUGGUUCGUUACAAGCAUCGGACAGUGUUCGCCGAAUAUAUGCCAAGAAAAGCCUGCAAUUCAAUCUCAAUGAUGCCACAUUUGUUGAACUUUUUCCCGAUAUUGCCGAUGAAAUUGAAUGCGAAUUGGAACGUAUAAAAACGUUGGAAGCAGCGAACCAAAAAAACAGCAACAAGAAUAAUAAUGAUAAAUCAUCGAAAGAUUCUACAAACAACAAUGGUUCAAAUGAACGACAAUCUGAAUAUGAUCGUUUCAAUCGUUUUGUAUGGUCAUGUGUUUAUAAUUUGAUUGCAUUAUUCAUAGUGAUCUUAUUCGCUUACAUUGUACAAUGGGUACUAUCCGAAUAUAAUCAAUGAUCAUCAUCAUCAUCAUCAUCAUCAUCACCACCACAAAUUUGUUAUCGUUCAAUUAUAGUAAGAAUCUUUUUAUUGAUCAUUCUGAUGAAAUGUAUAAUGGUUUUGUUAAAUAAUU